AUGCGGAGUGUUUUGAGGAAACACCAUUCAGUGUCAUUGAUUUACGAUGAAACCGGACCGGUACUUGUGUCACAUCCGACGAAAUUCAGUCGCGGCAACAACCAACAGCAACCACAACAGCAGUCAGAAGGUUGCAACGAAACAUACGACAGUGCAGUAAUUCAACUACUUCAUCUUCAUGAUCUUUAUACGAAAGAAGGAAUCCGUACUGUAUCGCUGUAUCCGAAAGUUAAGGAUGAUGAUGGUAAGAUCAGUAAACGGAUUGAUAUUUCAGCGCUUUACUGUGACCCGUUCAUAUUUCGCAAUCGACUGUAUUUAUUCAAUCGCUUUGGUGAUAAUUUGUUGUGUGUAUCAAUUGCUGGAAGUGAUCGUUCUGAAGUUCGCAUUCUGAACACAUAUCCGGAUGUGAAAGGCGAACGACCAAGCAGUAGAUAUGCUAAUAGAUGCCAUAUUUUGCUCAAUGAGACUUUGCUCGUUUAUUAUCACCAACGCCUGGAUAAACCUGAUGCUCAACCACAACUGUGGAAACUUGAAUUAGGCCCAUUGCACUGGAAUCGUCUUCAGUUACUGCUGAGUCACCACUUCCCAAUUGGUCGUGUCUCGCUCCGGCAAUGUUCUUCUGGAGCAUUUGCCUUCUUGCACGGUGAAUGUGGAAGGAGUAUUUGUCAAGAGAAAGCACAUCUCUAUCAGUUCAGUCUGAUUCAGCAGUCUCUUAUGGUAUCAUUAUUCGUUCUAAUCAAUUACUUAGUUGGUUUAUAG
Anisakis simplex (herring worm) is the source of this 759-nucleotide messenger RNA. The record is from the annotation of a GenBank genome assembly. Lineage: Eukaryota; Metazoa; Nematoda; Chromadorea; Rhabditida; Anisakidae.